GUGUGUUUGGCUGAGCUGCCUCGUAUUGUUGAUCCCGAUUGACUUCGAGAGACCCUGACAUUGGAAAAUUAGAAGGAUAUACCUCCGGACAGACCAUAAGAAAAGGUGACACACUGUGACCAGGCUACCUGUGUUGUCUGAGCUCUUAGAUUGGACCAAGACCAUGACCCAGCCUCGGCCGGACGAGUUCAAGCCGCCUCAGGAGUGCCCAGUCUUCGAACCAAGCUGGGAGGAAUUUGCCGAUCCUUUUGCUUAUAUAAAUAAGAUCCGUCCAAUUGCGGAAAAAACGGGUAUUUGUAAGGUCCGCCCGCCUCCGGACUGGCAGCCUCCAUUUGCAUGUGAUGUUGACAGACUGCACUUCACUCCUCGGAUACAGAGGCUAAAUGAACUGGAGGCACAGACCAGAGUUAAGCUUAACUUCUUGGACCAGAUUGCAAAGUUCUGGGAGUUGCAGGGGUGUUCUCUGAAGAUUCCUCAUGUGGAAAGGAAGAUAUUGGACCUGUAUCAACUCAACAAGAAUGUUGCAGAUGAGGGCGGAUUUGAUAUUGUGUGUCGCGAUAGACGUUGGACGGCGAUUGCGCUUAAGAUGGGCUUUGCUCCUGGCAAGGCUGUUGGCUCUCACUUACGGUCACACUAUGAGAGACUUCUCUACCCCUACAACCUCUUCCAGAGCGGAGCCAACCUCCUGGCACCAGAGCUUGCGUCCAAGCUGAUGCGUUUAGUGUCUGCUCCUGAACUUGACACGUUUGUCCACGAGCCAACCCUGCCAGUUGAUACGAGUGACAAGGAGUGUAAACCCCCUGACCUGACCGAGAGGCAGCACUUUGUUGAGCCAACCGAGUCCUGUUGCAACAGCGCCCACAGAGCAAAGCGGAUGAGAGCUGAGUCAGGUUGUGUGAAGACAGAACCAGGAACUGAACCCUGUGAAAACAACAGACCAAAUCUGAGGAGGAGGAUGGGCUCUUUUGUUGCCAAGCCCGAGCCAGACAUUCCCAUUCUAGUGAAACAAGAACCCAUCGAGCCGGUGAGCGAGGCAGACACAAACAAGUCUCGAUAUAAGAAAAAAACAAGUAUUGAUGCCCCACCUCCUGCAGUGAGUGUAGUGGACCUGUAUAUGUGUCUGGUGUGUGGCAGCGGGAGUGACGAGGAUCGUCUUCUGUUGUGUGAUGGCUGUGACGACAGUUACCACACCUUCUGUCUCUUACCCCCUCUACACGACAUCCCCAAAGGAGACUGGAGGUGCCCCAAGUGCCUGGCUCAAGAGUGCAGCAAACCUCAGGAGGCAUUUGGCUUUGAGCAGGCAUACAGGGACUACUCUUUGCGGGCUUUUGGAGAAAUGGCAGACUCCUUCAAAUCUGAUUACUUCAACAUGCCAGUUCAUAUGGUUCCCACAGAGUUGGUGGAAAAAGAGUUCUGGCGCUUGGUGAGCACCAUCGAAGAGGACGUCACAGUGGAGUACGGAGCAGAUAUAGCCUCCAAGGAGUUUGGGAGCGGAUUCCCUAUCAAGAAUGGAAGAUUUAAGGUUUCAGAAAAGGAUGAGAAGUACCUGAAGUGUGGCUGGAACCUGAACAACAUGGCGAUGAUGGACCCGUCAGUGUUGACUCAUGUCACAGCAGACAUCUGUGGGAUGACUCUACCUUGGCUCUAUGUUGGCAUGUGCUUCUCCUCCUUCUGCUGGCACAUCGAGGACCACUGGAGCUACUCCAUCAACUACCUGCACUGGGGGGAGCCGAAGACAUGGUAUGGAGCACCUGGCUUCGCUGCGGAACAGCUGGAGGCUGUGAUGAAGAAACUAGCUCCAGAGCUGUUUCAGAUUCAGCCAGAUCUCCUCCACCAGCUGGUCACCAUCAUGAACCCCAACACCCUCAUGUCCUACGGGGUUCCGAUUUACAGAACCAAUCAGUGUGCUGGUGAGUUUGUCAUCACUUUCCCCAGAGCCUAUCACAGUGGUUUCAACCAAGGUUUUAACUUCGCUGAGGCUGUCAACUUCUGCACUGUGGACUGGAUGGCAUUAGGCCGCCAAUGCGUUGACCACUACAGACUGCUGCAUCGGUACUGUGUUUUCUCCCACGACGAGAUGAUCUGCAAGAUGGCCUCCAAGGCCAACAGUCUGGAUGUGGUCCUGGCGUCGGCUGUCCAGAAGGAUAUGAAAGAUAUGAUCAGAGAGGAACAGGACCUACGAGAUAAAGUCCGCAAGAUGGGGGUGUUGCAUUGUGAGCAGGCGGAAUACGAUCUCCUGCAGGAUGAUGAGCGGCAGUGUGCCAAAUGUAGGACCACCUGUUUCCUGUCUGCCAUCACCUGCCCCUGCAGCCCCGGCCAGCUGGUCUGUCUCCACCACAUCCAGGACCUCUGCUCCUGCCCCCUCACCAACUACACACUGAAUUAUAGAUUUACACUGGAUGAUCUGUACCCCAUGAUGAACGUGGUGAAGCAGCGAGCUGAGUCCUACGACGAGUGGGCAUCCCGCGUGACGGAGACUCUGGAGGCUAAGUUGGACAAGAAAAAAAGCUUGUCAGCCUUCCGCUCCCUCAUUAACGAAUCAGAGUCCAAGAUGUUCCCUGACAAUGACCUCUUGCGUCAGCUCCGUUUAGUCACACAGGAUGCAGAGAAGUGCUUCUCAGUGGCCCAGCAGCUACUCAACGGCAAAAGGCAGACUAGGUAUCGGUGUGGUGGGGGGAAGACCCAGAGCCAGCUGACCGUGCAGGAGCUGAGGUCAUUUGUCAGGCAGCUUUACAACAUCCCUUGCAGCCUUCCUCAAGCCCCCAAAUUAAAGGAUCUCUUGAAUUGCAUCGAAGACUUCCAGCAGCACAGUGAGAAAGUUCUGAUGGAUGAGGCCACCGGCACAGCGGUGAUCCAGAGUCUUCUAGACGUUAGCUUUGACUUUGAUGUGGAGCUGCCUGAACUUCCAAUACUACGGGAGAGGCUGGAGCAAGCCCGUUGGCUGGAGGGUGUGCAACAGACCGGCGCCCAGCCCUCCACCCUCACCCUGGAGACCAUGCGGAGGCUGAUAGACCAGGGCGUAGGCCUGACUCCUCACCCCUCCGUGGAGAAGGCCAUGGCUCAUCUGCAGGAGCUGCUCACGGUGUCUGAACAUUGGGAGGAAAAGACCAGCAUCCUCCUCAAAGCCAGGCCCCCCCCAUCUAUAGAAGUCCUCUCUGAAGCAGCUGAGAAGGUGGUGGGUAUACCUGCUUACCUCCCCAACUGUAUGAUGCUGAAGGACUCCAUCAGUAGGGCCAGGGAGUGGCUUCAGGAAGCAGAGGCAUUUCAGGAUGGAGAGUCCAUUCCAUUAUUUGACAAGCUCUCUGAUAUGGUUCUACGAGGACAAGCCAUCCCAGUCCAGCUGGACCCUCUAAAGCAUCUGGAGUUUCUGGUAGCAGAGCUGCAGGCCUGGAAAGAGUCUGCAGCUAAAACUUUCCUCAUGAAAAACUCUCACUUCACUCUGCUUGAGGUUCUGUGUCCAAGAUUUGAGGUUGGAGCAGGGUCUCCGAAAAGGAAGUCGAAAAAACCUAAAGACUGCAGUAAGAAGAAGAUGGUGAAGCUAGACUGUCUCAGUGAUGUGGAAAAAGCCCUCUUAGAGACCAAGGACACUACCUCAGCUCUGGCAACUCUCGGGGAAGUGCGGUUACGGGAGAUGUGGGCCCUCUCCUCCCUCCGGGCAGCUAACGAGUCCAAGCUCCUCCCCACGGCAGACUGCAUGGACCUGAAGGUGUGUGUGUGUCAGAAUCCCCCCAUGGGAGCCAUGUUACAGUGUGAGCUCUGCCGGGACGCCUUCCACAGCGUGUGUGUGAGGGCUCCCUCAGACUCCCGUUCAACCCAGGCCUGGCUGUGUCCAGACUGCCGACGCUCGGAGAAGCCCCCCCUGGACAAGGUCCUGCCCUUGCUGGCGUCGCUGCAGCGUAUCCAGGUGCGUCUGCCGGAAGGCGAUGCGCUUCACUAUUUGGUUGAGAGAACAGUCAGCUGGCAACAGCGUGCGCGACAGGUCUCUGCCUCCUGUGGCCUUCCAGACCUGGAGGAGAGCUUUAGAACUUCACCAUCUCCGGUUGGAAAGCCACCAUGUUUGACUCCAGAGUGGAACAGGACAAGUCAUGAUCAGAUGGUGUUCUACACUGAGCAACGAUGCAUUCCUCUGCAGGGUCUGAGUGUGGAGCUGGAGGAGCUGAUGGUGGAAGGGCUCCUGCUGCAGGUGUCUCUGCCAGAGAUCACACAGCUCUAUCACGUGUUACUGAACGGGCUGGGAACGCAUCACACCCACGGACGCACGUCACAGCAAGAGGACGACCCCUCGGACUGUGACAAACGCAAGCAGUGCAACUCUCAGGGAAGAAGCUCUCCACAAAAAGAGGAUGGCCUGAAAAAGGAAGUAGUUAACGGAGCAGAGAAGAAGGCCAAGCGACGCCUGGAGAGGGAGGCUCUGGAGAUAGAGCGCAGGGACAAGGCCAAGAAGCUCCAAAACAAGAGACAGAAAAUGAACAAGGAUAAGAACCUGGAACGCAGGGCAGCCUCCACCUCCUCAUCUCCUCGUUCCGACUUCUCCCAGUCAGACGACUCUGAAGAGGAGAUGGCCAUGUGUCCAGCAGAGGGAUGCCAGCAGCCAGAAGGAGAUGAGGUGGACUGGGUCCAGUGUGACGGCAGCUGUAACCAGUGGUUCCACCAGGUCUGUGUGGGUGUGACAGCCGAGUUGGCUGAGAAAGAGGACUAUGUGUGUGUCAGCUGUACAAUAAGCGAUGGCCGCUGAGGAUUUGAGGAGAGAAUGGAUGGAGUUUUGGAAGGAAAGCUGGAAGUCUGACGGUUUUCGGCCUACUCCGUUAGCAACUCGGCCACACAAGUCAGGAUGUCACAGACCUAGCUCUCCUUGUCCUCAUCCCCUUUGUGACAACGGUGCUAUCUCCUUCUCUUUAUUGGGUUGUUGUCCAGAACUAUACUGUUUGUUACUUUUUUGUAUUUUUUACAUAUUUUUCUUUCCUCCUUUGAACUGUUUGUGGUUGUGACAUGAUGUGGAGUCAGUGUGCUGCAUGGGUUUCCAUAUAAUGGGUGGUGCAAAGGAGUCAAACAAUAAGGCACUCUGUGAAGAUCCAAGGGUAUAUUACAGUAUAUUGAACUUCCUUGCAUGCAAAACCAGAGACAGAUGGUGUUGGUUAAGGUCCCAUCCUUCCCCAUAAUAAAUCAUGUGAUAGAGAGAACUGUAUUUUCUGGGAAACCCAAUACUUAGUACUUCUAUCAUACUUCUGACUUA
Molecule: messenger RNA, 5233 nt
Organism: Salvelinus namaycush (lake trout)
Lineage: Eukaryota; Metazoa; Chordata; Actinopteri; Salmoniformes; Salmonidae
Gene: kdm5bb
Product: lysine (K)-specific demethylase 5Bb
Exons: 28
Coding region: 164-4735 (1523 amino acids)
Biological process (GO): chromatin remodeling
Cellular component (GO): nucleus
Molecular function (GO): DNA binding; histone demethylase activity
Source: RefSeq, a predicted model, not a curated record